Molecule: messenger RNA, 2532 nt
Organism: Dioscorea cayenensis subsp. rotundata (Guinea yam)
Lineage: Eukaryota; Viridiplantae; Streptophyta; Magnoliopsida; Dioscoreales; Dioscoreaceae
Product: probable disease resistance protein RF45
Exons: 2
Coding region: 1-2430 (809 amino acids)
Biological process (GO): defense response to other organism
Molecular function (GO): ADP binding
Source: RefSeq, a predicted model, not a curated record
AUGAAGUUGUACAAGUUGCUUACCAAGUCGAAGACGCCAUUGAUACUUUCCUCAUUAAGGUUUAAACCAAGCGCGUUGAUAGCAAGGCAUAAUGUUGGUGUGGAGAUUCGCAAAGUAAAAGAACGGCUUAAUGAGAUCAAGGAUGCCAGAGAGAGGUAUGGGAUUCAAAACUUGGGUGAAGAUGGAGAUGCUUACAACUUAGUAUCCAUAAUAAGGAGACCCCAUUUCUCAUCUCAAUAUUCUGAUGAUGCUAAUGUAGUCGGGCUCUUUAAUGAUCAGAAGAUCCUACUUGAACGGCUGAUGGAUCAACAACAACAAAGGCUUUGUGUCAUUAGCAUAGUUGGUAUUGGUGGUCUUGGCAAAACAACCCUUGCACGGAAACUCUACCUUGACAAUGCUGUUAGCAAUCAUUUCGACAAGCGCAUUUGGGUAACAGUCUCUCAAGAAAAUAGUUUAAUGGGGCUUCUUAGAAAGAUGCUUGAAGAAGUUCGGGAGAUUGAAAAGGAGAAGUUGGAGAAAAUGACAAAAAAUGAUUUGAUAGAGAUGAUUAAUGGCUCACUGGGAACACACAGGUUUCUCAUUGUAUUGGAUGAUAUUUGGCGAGAGGAUGUAUGGAAUCAGAUGCAAAGAAGUUUUCCGAAUGUGAACAAUGGAAGCAGAGUCUUGAUCACCACUCGAUUUCUUAAUGUUGCAAAGGAAGCAGAUCCAAGAAGCACUCCGUACCAACUUCCACUUUUGAAUGAUGAUGAGAGCAUGAAGCUUCUUCUCAAGAAGGCCUUUCCUUAUGAAGAUGCUGAGGCAAAUUGCACUAGUGAAUUGCUUGAUAUCGGCUGUCGUCUCAUGCAAAAAUGCGGUGGCCUACCUCUGGCUUUAGUUGUUCUUGGAGGUCUCCUAUCUACAAAAGACAAAACACCUGUUGUGUGGCGAAGAGUGUUGGAGACGUUGGAUUGGGCGGAAGAAGGAAGACAAUGCCAAGAAAUACUUGCUUGGAGCUAUGAAGAUCUUCCAUAUGAUAUGAAAUCUUGUUUUCUUUAUUUGGGCGCUUACCCUGAGGAUUAUGAGAUCUCUGGCAAUGAGUUAAUCUGGCAAUGGAUUGCAGAAGGCUUCAUACCACAGAAAAAUAUGAAGACCAUGGAAGAUACGGGGGAAGCUAUUUUAGAGGAGUUGAUUCAGAGGAGCUUGAUUCAUGUAAAUACCAGGAAAAGCAAUGGGAGUGUGAAGAAAUGUGGUGUCCAUGAUCUACUACUGUAUUUUGCAAGAUGUGCAGCUAAGAAAGAUUUGUUCCUCACAGUAUGCUCCAAUGAAAAUGAUCAACCAACUUAUUUGGCGUCAUCUCGCCGUGUGGCUUUUCACAACGUCAAUGACACCAAGAUCAAUGAAAUCUCUAGAGCCUCUACAAUGCAUGGACUCAGGACUUUGAUGGCAUUUGGUCUACUUUAUCCUCCAAUUGAUUCUCCAAUAUUUAGAUUUGAGCUUCUAAGGGUGCUUGAUUUGACUGAGUUAACUUCUGUACAAAGAUUACCAAAAGAGAUUGAGCUCAUGAUCCAUUUACGUUAUUUAAGACUGGUGGGUGUUGAUUUUCGCCUACCAUCGUCCGUAGGAAACUUUCAAUCCUUAGAAACUGUUCUUCUAAGGCAAGUAACAGAGGUACCAAUCACACUAUGGAAGAUAAAGACACUAAGACAUGUGCAAAUCAAGUUUAUGUGCACACCAUCACAAAGUCUUGAGCUAAAAAAUCUCCGCACACUUGAGAAUGUAGAAUUCGGAUCCUAUAAAACAAUAAACUGGAGGUUUCCCAACCUUAGGAAGUUGAAAGUGUUGAUUCAUACGGAACACCAGGGAACAAUGCUAACCCAUCUACUCUGUGGACUAUACCAUCUUAUCAGCUUGUUUAUACUUGCUUUAGAAGAUUGCCCUUUAGAGAUCGACACCAAGGACUUUCCAUUUCACAACCAUCUCCUCUCAUUGACGUUAUUUGGAUUUUGGCCAAAGGGGGGCGCCAUAUCUGAAUUCCCAACUUGUCUCACUAAGCUUGAACUCGGUGAUUCUAGAUUGGAGCAAGACCCAAUGCCCAAAUUGGAGAGGUUACAAUACCUUGUCACUCUUGAACUCUCUCAAAAUGUGUAUCUUGGGAAAACCAUGGUAUGCUCUACUGGUGGAUUACCUAGUUUGAAAAGUCUAUUCAUUGACACAAUGCCUAAUCUUGAGGAGUGGAGGGUAGAGAGAGGUGCAAUGCCCAAGCUUGCUUUCCUAAAAUUAAUUUCAUGCGAGAUGCUAAAAGUGUUUCCAGAUUUGCAACAUGUGAUGAGCCUUCAGGAGUUGGAGUUGCGUCACAUGUCCCAAGAGCUCAUGCUCAGUUUGCAGAGGGAAGCAGGGGAAGAUUGGUACAAGAUUCAACAUGUGCCAAAACUCACCCUUGAAGAAUGGUGAGUGUUAAAGGCCAGUUAGUUAUCCCUUGUUGGUGUUGUUUAUCUUGUUCUACUUUGUAAUCUUUGUUAUAUUUGUUAGUUUGUGUAUUUGUUUUUCAUUUCC